AAUAUCCUUCUUUAGCUUGUCUAUUCUGUCGAUACUCUCCUUUUAGUCAAGCAAGUUCAUCGUAAGUUAUUCAUACAAUGACUUCUGGCUGUAGCUAUAAGUUGAAUUCUUUUACAAUAUUGCCUUCUUGCAUUGUUUUCCUUGUGCUAUGCUCUACCCUGUCAUUGGCCUCCCUUAGAGUGGGAUUCUACAAAUCUUCUUGCCCAUCAGCAGAAGCAAUUGUGAGAAAAGCAGUAAACAAAGCCGUGUCUCAAAAUCCAGGGUUAGGUGCUGGCCUUAUUAGGAUGCAUUUCCAUGACUGCUUUGUCAGGGGCUGUGAUGCUUCUGUUCUGCUCAAAUCCACACCAGGGAACCCAUCAGAGAGAGAACAUAUUGCUAACAAUCCUAGCUUACGAGGUUUCGAGGUCAUUGAUGAAGCAAAGGCUGCAAUUGAAGCCUUAUGUCCACAAACUGUGUCAUGUGCAGACAUUCUUGCUUUCGCUGCACGCGACAGUUCUUGCAAGCUUGGAGGGAUAAACUACGCCGUGCGGGCAGGACGGAGGGACGGACGUGUGUCUAGAGAGGAUGAAGUCGCAGAACUCCCUCCUCCCUUCUUCAAUGCACAGCAACUCGCGGACAAUUUUGCCCGUAAGGGAAUGUCAGCGGAUGAGAUGGUGACACUCUCAGGAGCACAUUCCAUUGGCGUCUCACAUUGCUCUUCAUUCUCUGAGCGUCUGUACUCUUUCAAUGCCACUCAUGGCCAGGAUCCCUCCAUGGACCCCAGGUAUGCAGCUUUCUUGAAGACAAAGUGCCCGCCACCCAGCGCUAAUGGGGCCAGCGGAGGUCCAACAGUAGCACUUGAUCCUACGCCUAAUUGCAUGGACAACAAAUACUACAUGGAGUUAAAGAAGAAUCGAGGAUUAUUGACUUCAGAUCAGACAUUGAUGAACAGUCCUUCUACACAGAGGAUGGUGGUGAACAAUGCGAGGAAUGGUGGAGCAUGGGCUGCCAAGUUUGCAAAGGCAAUGGUGCACAUGGGCUCUCUCGAUGUUCUUACAGGAACUCAAGGUGAAAUCAGGAGGUUAUGCAGUGUCGUGAACUAAGCUCACGGCCGCCUGCAAUUAUAGAAUUUUUGUAGUUCUUUCAUUCGCUUUAUCCUUUGGAGGUUUUUUUUAAUGAAAACUUUACAGUCUAAAAAUGAUUUCACUGAUUUAUUCUUUAAUGUUUUCUUUUUUCAUUAAGGUUAUUAUUUAAUGUGAAUGUUCAACCAAUUAAUACAAAGUCGCGAUGAUUUUGAAUGCAAA
Hevea brasiliensis (rubber tree) is the source of this 1283-nucleotide messenger RNA. RefSeq names its product peroxidase 5-like. Gene Ontology annotation, molecular function: heme binding; peroxidase activity. Gene Ontology annotation, biological process: response to oxidative stress; hydrogen peroxide catabolic process. Gene Ontology annotation, cellular component: plant-type cell wall; plasmodesma. The transcript is spliced from 2 exons. NCBI's taxonomy places the organism in Eukaryota, Viridiplantae, Streptophyta, Magnoliopsida, Malpighiales, Euphorbiaceae. Bases 78 to 1082 code for a protein of 334 amino acids. The record is from RefSeq and is a predicted model, not a curated record.